CUCGCAGAGGACGACCUCCCUCCUGAAAAUCCAGUUCUUAGAAAACAGCUCAGGUAGGGAAAGAUGCCGGCCAUACAGAAGCCCAUGAGGUACGGACAUACAGAAGGACACACCGAAGUCUGCUUUGAUGAUUCUGGAAGUUUUAUUGUGACUUGUGGAAGUGAUGGUGAUGUGAGGAUGUGGGAAGAUUUGGACGACGACGAUCCUAAGUCCGUUAAUGUUGGAGAAAAGGCAUUUUCAUGUGCUUUGAAGAAUGGGAAAUUGGUCACUGCAGUUUCUAACAAUACCGUCCAAGUCUAUACAUUCCCUGAAGGAGCACCCGAUGGUAUAUUAACACGCUUCACUACAAACGCAAACCAUGUGGUCUUCAAUGGGGACGGCACUAAAAUUGCUGCUGGGUCAAGUGAUUUUCUGGUCAAAGUCGUGGAUGUGAUGGAUAACAGCCAGCAGCAAACAUUUCGAGGACACGACGCCCCUGUUUUAAGUCUGUCUUUUGAUCCUAAGGAUGUCUUUCUGGCAUCAGCUAGUUGUGAUGGAACCGUCAGAGUGUGGAAUAUAUCUGAUCAGACUUGUGCUGCUAGCUGGCCGGUACUGCGAAAGAGCAAUGAUGUGGUGAACUCGGAGUCCAUCUGCAGACUCGCAUGGCAGCCCAAGACCGGGAAGUUUCUAGCAGUUCCUGUUGAAAAAUCUGUUAAGCUGUACAGAAGAGAAACUUGGAGUAAUCCGUUUGACCUUUCAGACAGUUCUGUCACCCAGACACUCAAUAUCGUGACCUGGUCUCCCUGUGGGCAGUAUUUGGCUGCAGGUGCUAUUAAUGGCUUAAUUGUAGUUUGGAAUGUGGAAACCAAAGAGUGCAUGGAAAGAGUAAAACACGAGAAAGGUUAUGCAAUCUGCGGCCUGGCCUGGCAUCCUACCUAUAGUCGGAUAUGUUACACUGAUGUGGAAGGAAACCUGGGAAUCCUGGAAAAUGUUUGUGACCUCAGUGGGAAGUUGUCAAGCAAUAAGGUACCUAGUGGAGUGGAAAAGGAUUACAGCGAUCUCUUUGAUGGAGACGACACGAGCAGUGCCGGCGAUUUUCUGAAUGACAACGCGGUUGAGAUCCCUUCAUUUUCAAAGGGGAUUAGAAACGAGGAGGAUGAUAAUGAUGACCUCAUGCUGGCGGCAGAUCAUGUCUUGGGAGAUGAUGAAAACUCAGUUGAUGUUACAAUGCUAAGAAAUGAUCUUCAUAGAGAGGAAGGGGAAGAUCGCCAGGCAAGCAGUCUUCACAGUCUCCCCCUUGUGAAAUCCCAAAGGCCGCUUUAUGACGGGCCCAUGCCAACACCGAGACAGAAGCCGUUCCAGCCAAGUUCUACACCCUUGCAUCUCACUCACAGAUUCAUGGCGUGGAACUCUGUUGGGAUUAUUCGCUGCUAUAACGAUGAUCAAGACAGUGCCAUAGACGUGGAGUUCCAUGACACCUCCAUCCAUCAUGCAACCCAUCUAUCCAAUGCUUUCAACUACACCAUGGGCAGUCUUUCCCACGAAGCUGUUCUGUUGGCUUGUGAAAGUGCCGAUGAAUUAGCAAGCAAGCUUCACUGCUUGCACUUCAGUUCUUGGGAUUCAAGCAAAGAGUGGAUAGUAGAUAUGCCUGAGAAUGAGGAUAUCGAAGCCAUAUGUCUCGGGCUGGGCUGGGCCGCCGCUGCUACCUCUGCCCUGCUCCUCCGACUGUUUACUAUUGGAGGCGUUCAGAAGGAAGUCUUCUGCCUUCCUGGACCUGUGGUGUCCAUGGCGGGACACGGAGAACAGCUUUGCAUUGUUUAUCACAGAGGUACAGGGUUCGAUGGAGAUCAGUGCCUUGGAGUUCAACUGCUAGAGCUGGGGCGGAAGAAAAAACAGGUUUUGCAUGGUGACCCUCUUCCUCUUACAAGGAAAUCCUACCUUACAUGGCUGGGGUUUUCUGCUGAAGGUACCCCCUGCUACGUGGACUCCGAAGGCUGUGUGCGAAUGCUUAACAGAGGACUUGGGAAUACAUGGACUCCUGUAUGUAACAUCAGAGAGCACUGCAAAGGAAAGUCUGAUCACUACUGGGUGGUUGGCAUUCAUGAGAACCCCCAGCAGCUAAGGUGCAUCCCUUGUAAAGGUUCUCGGUUUCCUCCCACCCUUCCACGACCUGCUGUAGCAAUAUUACCUUUUAAACUUCCUUAUUGUCAGACUUCAACAGAGAAAGGCCAAAUGGAGGAACAAUUUUGGCAUUCGGUUCUGUUUCACAACUACCUUGAUUACUUGGCUGAAAAUGGUUAUGAUUAUGAGGAGAGCAUUAAAAAACAGGCAGUAAAAGAGCAGCAGGAACUCUUAAUGAAGAUGCUUGCGCUGUCUUGUAAACUGGAACGAGAAUUCCGCUGUGUGGAACUUGCAGAUCUAAUGACUCAAAAUGCUGUGCAUUUAGCCAUUAAAUAUGCUUCUCGCUCUCGGAAAUUAAUAUUGGCUCAAAAACUUAGUGAACUUGCCGCAGAAAAGGCAGCCGAGUUGGCAGAAAUCCAGACAGAAGAGAGAGAAGAGGAUUUCAGAGAAAGACUGAAUGCUGGUUACAGCCAUACCACUACAGAGUGGAGUCAGCCACGGGUCAGAAGUCAAGUUGAAGAAGAUGCUGAGGACAGAGAAGACACCGUUUCAGAAGGAAAUCCAGAGCCACAGAACCAUGUUAUAGGGCAGAACUUAAUCCAAAGUGCAAAUUCCUCUGAUACCCCAGCUAUGAAAUCAGGUGCAGUUUUCUCUAGCAGCCAAGGACGGGUAAACCCCUUCAAGGUACUAGUCAGUUCCAAAGAACCAGCCGUCUCAGUGAAUGCAACACGCUCAGCUAAUAUUUUAGACAAUAUGAACAAAUUAUCCAGGAAGUCCACUUCUUUUAAUCGAGUAGCAAAUAAUGAAAAGUCUCCAGUUAUAAAGCCUCUCAUUCCCAAGCCAAGGUGUAAGCAGGCGUCUGCAGCAUCCUAUUUCCAGAAAAGAACCUCACAGGCCGAGAAGACUGAAGAAGUAAAAGAAAAUCCUAAAAGUUCGUCAUCUGAAGCUCCAGCCGUGUGCCUUCAAAACUCAGAAGUCCAAAGGCCGAAGACCGGGUUCCAGAUGUGGCUGGAGGAAAAUAGAAGUCAUAUUAUGUCCGACAACCCUGACAUUUCAGAUGAAGCAGAUAUAAUAAAAGAGGGGAUGAUCCGAUUUAGAGUACUGUCCGCCGAAGAAAGGAAGCAGAUGGAAAGAAGGCUUUUGUACUGGAGAAGAUAAGCGGAUUUACUACGGAGAACCAGAGGCGCGCAUUCCAACACUCCUGGGUUCCGGGAGCAAGAUGAGGUGAACCGGGUGCCGAAUGCCGUUUGAACUGAGGAUUUGGAAAAAUCAUGAGGAUUUGAUCAAAGGAUCUUACACCGGUUAGGUUUAUGUCAAUUUGACACAAGCUCUGGAAUGAAUGAGAGGAGGGAUCUUCAAUUGAGAAAUGCCUCAUAGACGGAGCCAAAGGCAAGCCUGUAGGGCAUUUCCUUAAAGGGUGAUCAGUGGGGGAGGGCCCAGCUCUUUGUGACCGAUCGCCCUGGGUUCUAUAAGAAAGCAGGCAGAGCAAGCCACCAAGCAGCACUGAUCUAGGGCGUCUGCACCAGCUCCUGCCUUCAGGUUCCUGCCCUGCUUGGGUUCCUGCCCUGACCUCCUUCAAUGAUGACCAACAGUUCACCUGGCAUGGUGGUUUAAAGAGAACAGAGCAAUAGGCUCGUGUUUGAAGACUUAGUUGACAGUAGGACAUUUUGGGAUAGAUUAGGAGAUGUGUCCUUGUUGGAGUAGAUGUAUUCUUGUUGGAGAAAGAAUAUCUCUGUGGAGUGAGCUUUGAGGUUUCAAAAGCCCAUACCAGGCUCUCUCUCUCUCCCUCUCUCCUCCUCCCUUUCCCUCUUCCUUUCCUCCUCCCCUUUCCCCUCCCCUUCCCCCCCUUUUCUUCUCUCCUCCCCCUCGACCUCCCCAUCUCUGUCCUGUGCCUGGGGAUUAGGAUGUAAAGUUCCAGCACCUUGGCUGUCUGCUUCUCACCACUGUUGUGUUUAUAAAAAGAAAAAGAGAGACGGGAUUGUGUUCUAUGAAGGUGUGAUGAGGUAUGAGGAAAAGGGGUGCCUCUGUGCACCCACGAGGAGGCACUCCUUCCCCCUGAGGGUAUAGUAGAGAAGAGCAUUUAUUCAGGGCAUGGGGAGGGCAGUUAAGAGGGCAGUAGGGGCAGCGGGAGAAAGAGGGAAGGGGAGAGAGAGAGAGAGAGAGAGAGAGAGAGAGAGAGAGAAGGAGGAGGAGGAGGAGGAGGAGGAGAAGAAGAAGAAGAAGGAGGAGAAGGAGAAGGAGAAGGAGAAGGAGAAGGAGAAGAAGAAAAGAAGAAGAAGAAGAAGAAGAAGAAGAAGAAGAAGAAGAAGAAGAAGAAGAAGAAGAAGAAGAAGAAGAAGAAGAAGAAGAAGAAGAAGAAGAAGAAGAGACGUAGAGUUAGAGGCCGGCCAUGAUCAUAUGGAGAGAAGUGGGGGAGAGAAUGGGGAGAGAGGGUACAAAGGGGGAAAAGGGUAAGAGCAAGAGAGAGCAAAAGAGCAGCAAGAGAGUGAGGAGGGGGCAAGCAGUAUCUUUUAUAGUGUCAGGCAUGCCUGGCUGUUGCCAAGUAACUGUGGGGGCGGAGCAUACCUGGCUGUUGCCAGGUAACUGUGGGGGUGGAGCUUAGAAUGCUAACAACCAUGAUGAUCAUGAACUUAUCCCUGAAAAUGUAAGGAAGCACCCAAUUAAAUGCUUUUUUUUGAAGUAAGAG
Molecule: messenger RNA, 4786 nt
Organism: Rattus norvegicus (Norway rat)
Lineage: Eukaryota; Metazoa; Chordata; Mammalia; Rodentia; Muridae
Source: RefSeq, a predicted model, not a curated record